CCGACAUGGCGUCGAGUGAGUGAAGAAAGUGCCUCCUGAGUGGGUGCCGCCAGGCGGCCCGGCUCGCAGACCCCCGCCCAGCCCCAGGAUGCGGCCGUCGCACCACUGCGGGCACCUCCUGGAGCGGCUGAACGCGCAGCGCGAGGCGGGCUUUCUGUGCGACUGCACGGUGGUCAUCGGCGAGCAGCAGUUCCGAGCGCACCGCAACGUGCUGGCCUCCUUCAGCGAGUACUUUGGCGCCGUGUACCGGGACUCCCCGCACAGCGACGUCUUCCUGGACCAGAGCCAGGUGAAGGCUGACGGCUUCCAGAAGCUGCUCGAGUUCAUCUACACCGGCACGUUGCACCUGGACAGUUGGAAUGUUAAAGAAAUUCAUCAGGCUGCAGACUAUCUCAAAGUGGAAGAGGUGGUCACUAAAUGUAAAAUAAAGAUGGAAGAUUUUGCUUUUAUUGCUAAUCCCUCUUCUACAGAGAUAUCUAGUAUUACUGGCAACAUUGAGUUGAACCAACAGACUUGCCUCCUUACUCUUCGAGAUUUUAACAAUCGGGAAAAAUCAGAAACUUCCAUUGAUUUGGUUCAGGCACAUGCCAAGAAGGUGACUUUAGAAAAGAAGUCUCCUCCAACCAAAAAGAAGAAGAAGACUUUCAAUUCUCAGAAAAAUGUGCAGAAUAAACCAGUGCAAUAUUCCAGUGACAUUUUAGAGAAUUCAUCUGUUGACAUGUUCCUAGAUAUAAGUAAAUUGCCUUCACCAGUAACAGAACAAGUUGCACAAGGAAAUGAUACCUCAGAACUCCAGCUGACUUCCGUUGUGGGAAAUGAUAGUUUUACAACACAAGAUAGCAUUUUGCAAACAGUCGCAGUGAAACAGAAACGGGGAAAAUCACAGCCAAGCUGUGCUUUGAAAGAGCACUGUAUGUCUAAUAUAGCCAGCGUCCCGAACACUUACCAGCUCGAAGCCUCUGGAGAAGACCUAGAUCAGAGUUACUCGAAGGCCAAGCCAAUGUGUAACACUUGUGGGAAAGUGUUUUCAGAAGCCAGCAGCUUAAGACGACACAUGAGAAUACACAAGGGGGUAAAGCCCUAUGUCUGCCAACUGUGUGGGAAAGCAUUCACCCAGUGUAACCAGCUGAAAACGCAUGUCAGAACUCACACAGGGGAGAAGCCAUAUAGAUGUGAGCUCUGUGACAAAGGUUUCGCUCAGAAGUGCCAGCUAGUUUUCCAUAGUCGCAUGCAUCAUGGUGAAGAGAAGCCCUAUAAGUGUGAUGUAUGCAAUUUACAAUUUGCAACUUCUAGCAAUCUCAAGAUUCAUGCUAGGAAGCAUAGUGGAGAAAAGCCAUAUGUGUGUGACAGGUGUGGACAGAGAUUUGCUCAGGCCAGCACAUUGACUUACCACGUUCGUCGGCACACCGGAGAAAAGCCUUAUGUGUGUGAUACAUGUGGGAAAGCGUUUGCGGUGUCUAGUUCCCUCAUAACUCACUCUCGAAAACAUACAGGUGAAAAACCAUACAUAUGUGGUAUUUGUGGGAAAAGUUUUAUUUCCUCAGGAGAGCUCAACAAACACUUUCGAUCCCAUACAGGAGAAAGACCAUUUAUCUGUGAAUUAUGUGGAAAUUCCUAUACUGAUAUAAAAAAUUUAAAGAAGCACAAAACAAAAGUCCAUUCUGGAUCUGAGAAGGCUCUAGAUUCCACCACGGGGGGUAACACUUUUAAUGAACAAGAUCCCAUGCAGAGGAGUCCUUUGUCAGAACCUGUAGAUGUGAAACCUUCUGAUAUGACUUUGCCAUUGACUCUUCCCCUUGGAACUGAGGACCAUCAGAUGCUGUUACCUGUAACGGAUAAUCAGUCUCCAUCAUCGGACACAUUGUUGAGAUCAACUGUAAAUGGGUAUUCAGAACCACAAUUUAUUUUUCUGCAGCAAUUAUAUUGACUUUAUGAGCAAUAUGGAAUUUACUAAAUAAAUAGCUCUGGUAGUGAACAUAGACCUCAUUGGCAAGGUGAACAUUCUCAUUCACUGUCAUUUGGGUUGUAAUCAUUAUUUUUCAUUCAGCUAAGUAAAAGCAACUGAUCCUGCA
Messenger RNA from Vombatus ursinus (common wombat), 2072 nucleotides. It is a transcript of the gene MYNN, whose product is annotated as myoneurin. The record is from RefSeq and is a predicted model, not a curated record. Gene Ontology annotation, biological process: regulation of transcription by RNA polymerase II. Bases 89 to 1927 code for a protein of 612 amino acids. NCBI's taxonomy places the organism in Eukaryota, Metazoa, Chordata, Mammalia, Diprotodontia, Vombatidae. Gene Ontology annotation, molecular function: RNA polymerase II cis-regulatory region sequence-specific DNA binding; DNA-binding transcription factor activity, RNA polymerase II-specific; protein binding. The transcript is spliced from 8 exons. Gene Ontology annotation, cellular component: nucleus.